GUGAAAAUCGGUCGUUCCACAAAGAGUUCGUUUUCCCGGCUGGCUCGGUUGACUCUCUAGUACCAAAGAGGAUUAAUUCAUUUAGCAAAUAGUAAUAGCAACAGUAGCAGCAGCAGCAGACCAAAGUGUGUUGUGCUGGGAAGGAAAGUGGGAGGAGAUUUUUCACCCUCCUACACCAGUUCCCGUUUCUUGGAUAGGCACUUGAAGCCCCCGGUGCAGUGCAGUGUAGUGCUGGCGCGAGGUGGUGUUGGUGUUGAUCGGAAGUUUAUUCUUGAAGGAUAUCACUGAGGUGACACUGGAACACGGUAGUGUUUUGGAAUGAGAUGCUUACCUCUGUUGAGAGGAGCUGCAAGUGGCAAAGGGGAAAAAAAUGACGGUGACUAAUUAUAUUCGUCUGCUUUGGCUGUAGUACAUGUCCAGUGAGGUAAUUCUGCGGUGGUGCAGGAAGGAAAGCAAUAACUUAAAGCUGGAUUUUCAUUCCUUGGAAUGGCUCGGUCAGGAUUUGUGGGUGGUGGGUGCAAGUGAGCAGCACGGUUCAAAAUUAAGUUUCGCUUGAUUGUGGCGUACUACUACGGGUUCACGGGAACCGCAAUUCAUUGCUGUAAACUUAAUGGGGGCAAAUGCGCUCAUAGCAGGGUAAUUUUUACGGUGGAUUUAACGAUGAUAAUGAUGUUUUCCUGAAGCUGUUGCUGGCUCCAAAAGAGAAGAAGAUUUCCGUGAACGUGCAGUGAAAUUGUCGGUGCGCUCUUCUGCAGUGUCUCUGUUGUUGUGAGCCCCAAUGUCUACGAAGUGAACAAGUGUAUGUGGCGGAAUUCAUCCUGGAGAAGGAUACAUCAAAGUGAAAUAUACUUCGGUCUACCGUUCUUAUGACGGCAGUAGGAUAGCGGCUUCGCUUGCGAGUGAAACCAUUGCCGCUGGAAAAUAAGACAUACUCGUAAAAACACUGGAUGCUAACAUACUUUUUUCGGAGUCACUGGAACUACCCGCUGCCGUCCUGUCCUGGUGAUUGCGUGUGCUGACUGUGACCCGAUUUGUUGAAACAUUUCCACCUGACGAUCUCGAUUUUCAAGCUCGUAAAAAGCAGCUACCGAGACAGUUACGGCUGCAAUUAUAAUUAAAAUUUUCAACAACACACGAAGAAGCGGAAAACGAAAAGUUUAGUGCUCACCUCCGAAAGGGAUAAAGAAGCAAUUAAAAAUUUCCUCGGAAAAUUAAAUCCUCGACAGCAGUGGCUGUUGGUGCUGGUGGUGGUGGUGGUGACAGUCGAAGAACCCGUAAGGUUUGUUUUUUCUCGGGAAAAAUUUGCUUUCUUGGAAAACGUUGCGUGCGUGUUGUGAAACGGUUACCAGGCUGCUUUGAGUGUUGCGUAAAAGGAAUAGUUCUGUUAUAGUUGUACACGGCAGUGAAGUAAACUGUUGAGAAUUUUCUACGAUGGGAUAAGAAAGCUGAACCUCCUGUUACUGUUCCGGAGACGUGUGGCACAAAGAGCUCAUCAACCCUUAUCAGCCUGAAUGCACCGCCGAUCAGAGUGAGAGAGAGAGAUAGGACAGCAUCGAUGUGUGUGUUUGGCCACAUGAAGCAACAGAAUUUGUGAACUUAAUUUUCCACCUAAACUUACCCUUCUGUAUGGGGUGCAGUGCUUGUAAUAGACACAGCUUAGAGCAAGUUUUACACAGAACCGAAACAAGUAUUAAACAAACAUCAUUAAAAUUUUGUCUUACAUGCGUACAUCAGCUUCAAUCGUGAACGAACUGACAUUCACCGGCUCCGUUGAACGAGGCAAGCCAAAAUAAAACAUAAACGUAAUAUUCUUAGGCAAACAACACUUGAAUCACCCGGCCAAAGGCGGCGCAGAUGUGUGUGAGAGAGUCUGGCAAAGGUGGAAAAGUCAUAUUUUCCGGAAGCUUUCCCAAAGUGGAAGAGCACUUGGAAAAUUCGGCAUGUGAAAAUAGAAGCCGAUGGUAGAUUCACCAGAAGAAUGGCAAAGAAGUCAUGAAUAAAUGAUUUUAAUGAAAAAUAAACAACAGUGAAUACAACGCGGAGGGGCAAAAAUAAGACCCGGUCUCUCCACUGGAUGGUGAGAACAGGAAACAAGGAAGAAUUAUUCCGGGAUAAAUAAAUUUCGACAAUGUAUUUGCGCGUCUCUGCUAAUUAGUGUCAGUGGCUGUAGUCUAAUGUUUGGUAAACACUGAGCGAUUGCUUUUUAUGUCGUAGUUCAAGUGGGGCGAAGCAACAGCCAUUUUAUGCGUUGAAGAAAGAGUGAAGCGUCAUUCUGAAGAAGAAAGUGAUUCGAAGAGAUUAGUGGUUCUUGGCUUAUCUGUGUUUGUUUUCUGAUCGCUUAAUUUACUGAAUAAGGAAUUCAUAGAAACUGAGUCAACAUGUGGCUGUUUGGAUUUUCAUUUAUCGUCAUCGUGGGUGCAGCGAUGUGCACAGAAGCCGACGUUUCUGUAGAAGCCGCUUUCCAAGAUGACUGCCACCACUGCGAAAAGCCGAGUGCAGGGCGCUGCGGUCAUGGCAGUCCUUGCGAGCAGCUCUGCUACGAACUGCACGAUGGCAUGUACGAGUGCGACUGCACGGAGGGAUUCGAGCUGAACAAGAAUGGAUACAGCUGUCAAGAAAUCAAUUCCACGUCAAGCGACGAUAAUGCGUCUGCCGUGGAAGAGGACGUUCUGUACCAGCGGGGUGCCUCGUUCAGCGCCAAGUUGGAUAUGUCCGAUUUGCACAUAUCGAUGAAAACCUUUGACGAUGACGACGACGGGGACGGCGAAGGCAGCAUGAAGCCGAUAAAUCUGAAUGCCCUCGACGGCACUCUGUCACUGAGGAAAGCUAAUCAUAAUUGGAAAACGAACAGCUCGAAAUUGGCAGCGGCAAACGCGUCCGGUAGUGGCCGCGGGCAAACCAAUUCCGUUAAUAGUAGCUAUAAUGGUGACCACAAGAGACCAAUCGGCGGACCGACGGGCAGUAGCGCUAGAAGUAAAAAUAGUGCUAGCGUUAGUAGCAGUAGCUCCAGGUCAGUUCAUAUGGAAAUCAACGGCGGCAGUUCAUUACAUAUGCAGGAUACCGACGAAAGCCAUCCAGACGAAAUAAAAGCUCUCGCGCUCACGGCAUUCGAAGAUGGGUUCGAUGGCAGAGCGGAGGCAGUAGCUACGGUUUCGCCACCUGCUGUGAGUGAGGAAGUGACGGGAACGUCAAGUUCGUCUCCAGAAUCGACACCCGCUGUGACGAGGGAACCAUGUACGCUGGAUUGUGGUUACGAAGGAAUCUGCAGCAGCGGUGAAAGCGGACAACAGCAGCGAUGCCUCUGCCCUUUUGGCAAGAUUGGACUGCGCUGUGAAGAAGAUUCCCGAAUCAACACACCACGGUUCAACCAGCAUUCGUGGCUCGCUUUUCCGGCACUGCGGGGCGCCUACAAACACGUUCAGCUACACAUCGAAUUUCGUCCGGAGUCGUUUGAUGGUAUCCUGCUGCUGACGGGAGAACGGGAUGAUCUGACGGGGGAUUUCAUGGCACUGUUAAUACAUCAGGGAUUCGUGGAAUUCUGGUUCGACUGCGGAUCCGGAACGGGGCGGGUCCGUUCGGAGGAAACGAUUGUCCUGAAUCAGUGGAAUACCAUCACCAUCUAUCGUCAUCGUUGGGAUGCCUGGCUGGUGCUGAAUCAAGGAAACCGGGUGCAGGGACGCUCAAAGGGUCUCUUCUCACGGAUCACCUUUCGGGAGCCGGUGUUCCUCGGGGGAUUCGGCAACAUCACCGGACUGGACAAGAAGCUCCCCGUCAGCAAUGGUUUCACCGGGUGCAUUCGAAAGUUUGUGGCCAACGAGCACGACUACAACUUCCAACCGGUGCCGCUCGGUGACGUUUCCCGGGGAUUCGAUAUCCAGGAAUGUGUCACCGAUCGGUGCAGCCGGUAUCCCUGUCAGCACGGUGGCAAGUGUUUGCCCUCUGACGAUGGUGCAAUCUGUCUUUGUCCGCUGGGAUUCGGCGGUGAUUUAUGCGAGAUGAGACUGGAUUUACAGGUGCCUUCGUUCAAUGGAUCGUCUUACUUACGCUUUGCCCCGCUUGGUGACAGUUGCAUCAUCUGGUUUGAACUAAAGAUUAUAAUCAAGCCUCUGUUGGAGGAUGGACUGCUGCUAUACAGUGGCCACCAUGAGUACGGAGACUACAUUUCGCUGUGCCUCAACAUGGGCUACGUGGAGUUUACCUUCGAUCUUGGCAGCGGUCCAGCGACGGUGAGGAGUGAGUUCCCAUUGUCUAUGAGCCAGUGGCAUACGAUCAAAAUUUCAAGGACAUCAAGAUUGGCAGUAUUGAAGAUCGAUCAGCUGCCAGAAGUGAUGACGGUCUCACCGAAUGGAUUCUGGCAUCUCUCCCUACCGCACAGCUUGUAUCUGGGCGGAGUGCACAACAUCCACACGCUGCCGAUGAGCCUCAGGGAUAAAGGAUCCUUCGCCGGAUGUGUACAAAAGGUGGACAUCAACGACCGCACCAUAUCGAUUAUCUCGGAGGCGCUCGGUGGUUCGAACGUGGAAAACUGCCCGCACGCUUGCGUUGCCCGACCGUGUGGCCCCCUGGCCAAGUGUGUACCGAAUCUGGAUAGCUACGAGUGCCAGUGCAAUCCACAGAAUAAGCAGUGCAACCAGGCGGAAGAGCUGCCAUCGGAAGUGAUUGAACAGCGUCAGCGGGUGUUGAAGCUACAUCAGGUGCACCAUCAGGAGGAGGAUCUUCUGGAUGAGCAACAGGAAGACGAUGAGGACACGGUUACGAUGGCUUCUACUACCGUCGGUGUGGACGCUGGCGAAUUGGUGAAGGUGAUCACCGGCGACGGAGGCAGCGGAGGAGAUGAUUACUAUUAUUAUGAGUACGAUGAUGAGGACGAAGGUGUUGACCGAGGGGGCAAGGACUUGGCUAAUGAGGAUAGUGGUCGGGUGAAAGAUAAUGAAAAAAUAACCACUGGGGUGGAAAGGCAACCAGCGGAAGUCACCACGCAGACCAAUGAUGACGGUGAAGAUUACCAAGAUGGUGAGGGAAAGGGUCAAACUGUGGAUGAUAACACCAGCUCAAAUGGGGACGAUAACGACCAACAUUAUGAUGACACCGAUUAUAACGUCCAGGAUGACGAUGUUGAUGCUGACAACGACGACAACGAUGAUGAUGAUGAAUAUAAAUAUGAUGGCACUGGUUUACAAUCGUCUGUGAAGAAUGUGGAGCAUUUUUUAAACCGUCACAAUAUUCGACAAGCCAAGAAGCAGCAGGACAAAGCACGCCAGAAGCUCGUAGGUUAUGACCGAAAGAUAAAACUGCAAGGUGGCGGCAAAGAGCGGAAGAUCUCUACCACAAACCACGACGAUGAUGGCACUGGAAAGACCACAGAUGGUCCGCGAGAAGAAAGCGACAGUUACGGUGGCUCAGAAGAUGGAUAUAAUAAAGAUUAUGAUCACAACGGUGACAGAAUACCGUAUCGUCCCGAUUUGGCGAAAAAGGCGGAAAAUGAGCAACAGCAAAGGGUGAGGGCUCAUAGGAAGCAACCGGAACGGGACGCCGACAUUGAUGAAAUAUUAAUCGAAGAGAUGAAUAGAAUAAUGAAAAAUAAAGAUGAUGAUUUUGAAAGUGAUGACACAAACGAGGAUGGCACCGGUGGGUGGGGCUUUGAAAUGGAUGACGAAGAAAUAAGACACACGGGAACCCCAGUGGGUGGUAGCAUCGUUGACGGCCAGCAGAACGCAGUGGAUGAUGAUGAUGAUGAUAAGGAAAACGAUGUUGAUGGCAUUCGCGACGAGGCUGACGUUGAUGGAAAGGAAAACAACCGACGUCGUGAUAAAAAUACAAACUUUAGUAGGGGUGCAACUCAAAUAACAUCCAGCAGCAGCAGCAGCAGCAGCAGCAGUAGUAGUAGUAGUAGUAGGAGUAGAAGUAGGAGUAGGAGUAGCAGUAGCAGCAGUGGAAGUACAAACAACGACCGACAACGCCAGAGGCACUCGGACGAGGAGGACGACGUGUCCCGUAGUGUCAAGUACAAGAAUAAAUACUUCAGACGGUAUCAGGGAGCGUGCUUUACCGGCACGGAAAGCUUCUUUCAUUACAGCGAUGCGGAGACGAUGCGACGGGUGAUCAGCUACGAAAUUGAUCUGAACCUUCGGUUUAAAACGCACUCCACGAACGGUUUGAUACUGUGGACGGGGCGGCACAGUGCACUCGAGGGGGAUGAUUUCCUGUCGCUGGGAAUUGAAAAUGGCUAUCUCCAUCUGCGAUACAACCUGGGGUCAGGUGAGGUGAACAUCAAAUACAACUCGACCAAAAUCAGCGACGGGCUGUGGCAUCGUGUGAGAGCCUUGAGGAACUCCCAGGAUGGUACGCUGAAGGUGGACGGCGGAAAGCCUAUCUCGCGAAGGUCCCCGGGCAAGCUGAGACAGCUCAACACAGACACCGGACUGUAUGUCGGUGGACUACCGGCGGCAACAUUCUUCACCAGGCAACGGUACUCGUCCGGCAUCGUCGGUUGCAUCUCCGAGCUGAUACUGGCCGGUGAGCUGAGGCUGAAUUUCGAUUCGACGAUACUGGGCACGGCACACAACGUCGAACCGGGCGCCCCAUGAAGGUAGAUAUAGACGUCGGCGAUUGUCACAGCCGGGCAGCAGCACAUCGUGGCACCGCCGCCGCCGGUUGGUAACGCUACAACUAGAACAACUGCUACUAUUACUACUAGGAGUAACAACAAUUGAAAACGUCCAUCAGAGAGAGAGAGAGAGAGAGAGAGAAGGGAUCAGGUCCCCGGGGGUGUUGUGCUGUGCGGGUUGAAAGGGUUCGUGAUACGAAAGAGGAGAUCUGCUGAAAACUGAAUGAAAGCGAAGGGAACGGAGUUCGGGUGACAACGGUUGUUGAAUCGGGUGUAGGGCUUUGAAUGAGAGAGAAAGAGAAAAUAAGAGAGCAGACAGGUAAACUACGCAGAUACAUACACACCGAUUUAGACUAAAUGAAUUUUUUAUAUAAGAAUGAAAGUCUAGGGUAACAAUUUAAGUGUAAGAUUUAGGUACUGAUAUAAUGUAAUAUUAAUGUUAAAGAGCGAUCGUUUUAGGGUUAAGCAUCAACUCUCGGUGGUGUCGAUGAACUAUGGGAACCUGAUGGUUGAUAGGAAUGUGUGUAUGCAAAAACAAUCUAAAAUGAUUCACAAAGUAAAGGAAGGUAACAAAGAGUAACUUUAAAUUUUGCAUUAAAUUAGUUCGUAGCAUUUUAGUGAAAUUCUAAUCUUCAAUUCAUAUUUUUCAAAUCUUGUUGGUUUUCAAUCCACCGCAUGUUUGCAUUUUUCGUUUUCGUAGCAGCAGCAUUCAUGAAUCAGAUACCGCAGAGAUCGUUUGAUGAAGAUUUUGAGUGAUCUCCGCUGUUACGCACCAUAUUAUACUGGUAUUAUAGUAACACAGAUUUUACAUUAGAAUUGAAAAAUCGGAUUAAGGUGCGCUGACCAUAAUCAAGUUUGACUUUCAAAUUAUUUGACUACCUCGAUCUGAAAACUAUCGGGCGCUGCAUUCCAUAUCAGAGAGGGAGAGUUCUGUUUUCGGUCCAGCUGAGGAACACAUCCUGGGCAUAGCGACAUUUGACAUUAUUUGCCAGACAAUAUACCAUUCAAUGCAACGGUCUCCUACGAAAGCACUCAAAAAGACAGAACAAAUGGUAGCGUGGAUGAUAGUUGAUAACAGGCAGCUCAACAACGACGCAGAUCGUUUAGGGCCCAGAAAAGUAUUCGGUUUUUAACAACAGUGUUCAUUUGGAG
This is a messenger RNA of Ochlerotatus camptorhynchus, 7759 nucleotides long. Its product is annotated as SP2353. Gene Ontology annotation, molecular function: calcium ion binding. The transcript is spliced from 19 exons. The coding region runs from base 2379 to 6587 and encodes 1402 amino acids. The record is from RefSeq and is a predicted model, not a curated record. NCBI's taxonomy places the organism in Eukaryota, Metazoa, Arthropoda, Insecta, Diptera, Culicidae.